CAUCUAAUGCCGAGGCUGAAAGAAUCGCGCUCCCACGAGUCUUUGCUCAGUCCCAGUAGUGCUGUUGAGGCUCUGGAUCUCAGUAUGGAGGAAGAGGUGGUCAUCAAGCCAGUCCACAGUAGCAUCCUGGGACAGGACUAUUGCUUUGAGGUGACGACUUCAUCAGGCAGUAAGUGCUUCUCCUGUCGUUCUGCAGCAGAGCGAGAUAAAUGGAUGGAAAACCUGCGGCGUGCCGUGCACCCAAAUAAGGACAACAGCAGAAGGGUGGAGAAUAUGUUAAAGUUAUGGAUUAUUGAAGCCAAGGAUCUGCCAGCUAAGAAAAAGUACUUGUGUGAGUUAUGCCUGGAUGACGUUCUUUAUGCACGAACUACCUGUAAAUUGAAAACUGAUAAUGUAUUUUGGGGGGAGCACUUUGAAUUUAAUAACCUCCCGUCGCUCAAAAACAUCACGGUGCACUUAUACAAAGAGACUGACAAGAAGAAGAAGAAGGACAAGACCAACUUCAUUGGGCAGGUGAACAUCCCCGUCAGCUCGGUCACGGGCCGGCAGUUCGUGGAGAAGUGGUACCCAGUGCUCAGCCCCAACCCCGGGAAGGGCAAGUCCCCGGGGCCCAUGAUCCGCAUCAAGUCCCGCUACCAGAGCAUGAGCAUCCUCCCCAUGGAGAUGUACAAGGAGUUUGCUGAGUACAUCACCAACAACUACAUGGUGCUGUGCUCGGUGCUGGAGCCCUCGCUGAGCGUGAAGAACAAGGAGGAGAUGGCGGCUGCGCUGGUGCACAUCCUGCAGAGCACGGGCAAGGCCAAG
This is a messenger RNA of Merops nubicus (carmine bee-eater), 804 nucleotides long. RefSeq names its product disabled homolog 2-interacting protein-like. The annotation marks the transcript as partial. The record is from RefSeq and is a predicted model, not a curated record. NCBI's taxonomy places the organism in Eukaryota, Metazoa, Chordata, Aves, Coraciiformes, Meropidae. The transcript has 3 exons.